Molecule: messenger RNA, 1714 nt
Organism: Amphibalanus amphitrite
Lineage: Eukaryota; Metazoa; Arthropoda; Thecostraca; Balanomorpha; Balanidae
Product: guanine nucleotide-binding protein subunit beta-2-like
Exons: 7
Coding region: 166-1212 (348 amino acids)
Biological process (GO): G protein-coupled receptor signaling pathway
Cellular component (GO): heterotrimeric G-protein complex; cytoplasm
Molecular function (GO): signaling receptor complex adaptor activity; protein binding
Source: RefSeq, a predicted model, not a curated record
AGUCGGUGCGGAACCUCUCAGAGACGGGCGGGCCGGCGCCGGGAAGCCGUACACGGGGACGGCGGCCGGUGACGCGUCCGAUCCCAUUACGGGCAGCCGUAGCGCGGCGGCCCGAGCGGCGGCCGGCCCAGAUCGACCGCCGAGCAGCGGGCGCCAGCAGCCGACAUGAGCUCCAAGGACCCCGAGCUGGACAAGCUCAAGAAGGAGCUGGACACCAUCAUCGAGUCCAUCAAGGCGGCUCAGAAGAAGGGCGCCGACGCUGACCUCGUGGGCACGUGUGCUGACGUGGCCGACGCACCGCGGAUUCACUCCUCGUGCCGGCGCGUCCUCAAAGGACACAUCAACAAAGUGAACGGCGUCCACUACAGCGGCGACAGCAGACAUGCAGUCAGCGGUUCACUGGAUGGAAAGCUCAUCAUCUGGGACACAUGGACCGGCAACAAGACGCAGAUCAUCCCGCUCAGGUCGGCCUGGGUGAUGGCCACCGCCUUCGCGCCGUCCGGGAACUUCAUAGCCAGCGGCGGCAUGGACAACCAGGUGACGAUUCACGACCUCAACAACCGUGACAGCAACGGCCAGGCCAAGGUGAUCCGCGAGAUCAGCGCCUUCGAGGGCUUCCUCAGCUGCGCGCGCUUCCUCAGCGACAGCCAGAUCGUCACCGGAUCGGCGGACAUGAAAAUUGUGCUGUGGGACGUGCAGGUCGGUAAGAACCUGGGCGAGUUCAACGGCCACGAGGGUGACGUGGUGACGCUCUCCAUCAACGCCGACGCUACGCUGUUCGUGACGGGCAGCGUGGACCGCACGGCCAAACUGUGGGACGUGCGCACCCCCGGCUGGUCAGCGCAGCAGACCUUCUGGGGCCACGAGAGCGACGUCAACUCGGUCUGCUUCCACCCAUCUGGUCACGCGUUCGCCACGUGCUCCGAGGACAAGACGACGCGCCUGUUUGACCUGCGCGCCGACCAGCAGCUGGCCCAGUACGCGCCGCCCACGCCCAACUCGGCGUUCACGUGCUGCGGCCUGUCGCGCUCCGGUCGGCUGGCGCUGGCCGGAUCUGACGACAACACCGUGCACAUCUGGGACACGCUCAAGGCACAGCACCUCGGUAACCUGGCCGGCCACGAGGGACGCAUCACAUCCCUGAGCGUGGCGGAAAGCGGCGUGGGCUUCUGUACCACCUCCUGGGACACGACAGUGCGAGUCUGGUACUGAACAGUCUCCUACAGCGGAGUGACGCUCCAUCCAGAGGAGCGACGGACGCCCUCGGCCCAUAUGGAGCUGAGCGUGCCCAUCACGCUGCUUCACAGGCGUUCUGGACAACACACGGAGCCAGACGACUAUUUACACACCAAUCUGGUUAACACAUGCUACCGGCAUAUGUUAGCAGCUAAGGAAGCCAGAGGCAGAGUUACGUCUGCUGAGCGUGUGUAAACGGGACGGUGUGGUUCUGGGGAGGCCAGCAGCCAGCUGUCAGUCCCCAGGUUUCCACAGAGACUAGGUUCAGAUGUUCAUAUGGAUGGCAAUUUGUGACAGGAUCGGAAGACAUUGGUUGUUGAGUUCGGCGUCAUUCAGCCAUUUUAAUAUGCGGAACGGAUAGGCGGACGGCUGCCUACAUAACCUGCUGGGCGGUGAAGGUGCACGCCCCCCUAUAUACGCUGUUGAUCACCAUGUCGACAGGUGCCUCGUUCCAGUAAUACAAAGAACCAAAGAUACA